CAAUGGGGAAGGCGCCCCGCGGGGUGGGAAAGUGGGGCUUCGGGAGGCCGCGGGGUGGGGCUGGUGCUGAGUUUCCGCAGUGUCACCGCCGCUUGUAAACAGAUUCUGCCUCAGUCGAGAUCCAGCGCAUCUUCCCCCUUCACCGCCUUUCCCAUCCCCCCGUCGCUAAGAUGGCUGAUGGUGGGUAGUGAGGCGGGGCUGCGGGGAGCUGUUGCCGGCUGGCGCACGGCGGGGCAGGCGGGGGCAGCUGACGGGACGGGACAGGACAGGACAGGACUGGAGCGGGGGGUGGGGUGCGUGCUUGGGAAGCCGCGCAGCGCCAUGUCCGCCUUCGCCCUGGAGGAAGCUCUGGAGGCUGACUGGGUGGCUGUGAGGCCUCACGCCUUCCAGGAGCGGGAGAAGCACAAAUUCGUCUUCAUUGUGGCCUGGAACGAGAUCGAGGGCAAGUUCGCUAUCACCUGCCACAACCGCACGGCGCAGCGCCAGCGCAGUGGCUCCCACGAGCUCUACCGCGGCGGCCCCGCCGGCCCCGAGGCCAGAGCCGCCCCCAAGGCCGGCAUCCCUACGGUGAGCAGGGGCACGGACUCCGGCCUGGCGCGCAGCUCCUCGCAUCUCCGCGCCGAGGCGGGGCUGCGGUGCUCCGAGCGGGGCGCGGCGGCCGAGGCGCUGCCGAAGAGCCCGCUGCGCGCCAAGAGCAGCCCGGCCCGGAGGCUGCUGCGGGGCCCGGAGGCGGCAGGUGCCGCCGAAGAGAUAGAAGCGCUGGAGCUGGGGAAGGAGGAGGCCGCCUCGCUGUCGCCCUCGCCGCUGCAGGCAGCCGAGUCGGCUGCUCCCGACGCGGAGCCUGUGGGGGAGGAGUGCAGCUGGGCCGGCCUCUUCUCCUUCCAAGACUUGCGGGCUGUGCACCAGCAGCUGUGCUCGGUGAACUCGGAGCUGGAACGCUACCUACCUGCCUUCCCCGAGGAGCCCUCGGGCGUGUGGACGGUGCUGUUCGGAGCCCCAGAGCUAUCCGAGCAGGAGAUGGACGCUCUCUGCUACAAACUGCAAGUUUACUUGCUCCACAGCUUGGAUACCUGCGGCUGGAAGAUUCUUUCGCAGGUGCUCUUCACUGAGACUGACGACCCUGAAGAGUAUUAUGAGACCCUGAGUGAGCUGCGACAAAAGGGGUACGAGGAGGUGCUGCAGCGGGCCCACAGGCGAAUCCAGGAGCUUCUGGAAAAACAUAAGAACACAGAAAGUAUGGUAGAUCUGCUUCAACUGUAUCAAAUGGAAGAUGAAGCCUACAGUAGUCUUGCAGAAGCUACCAUGGAGCUCUACCAGUACUUACUACAGCCAUUCCGAGAUAUGAGGGAACUUGCGAUGCUUAGAAGACAGCAGAUAAAGAUCUCGAUAGAGAAUGACUACCUAGGCCCCAGAAGAAUUGAGAGUCUGCAAAAAGAAGAUGCUGAUUGGCAGAGAAAAGCCCACAUGGCUGUGCUUUCUAUUCAAGAUCUUACAGUUAAAUACUUUGAAAUAACAGCUAAAGCACAGAAAGCUGUGUACGAUCGAAUGCGAGCAGACCAGAAAAAAAUUGGUAAGGCAGCAUGGGCAGCAGCAGUGGAACGUAUGGAAAAGCUUCAGUAUGCAGUUUCUAAGGAGACUUUGCAGUUGAUGCGUGCUAAAGAAAUCUGUUUGGAGCAGAAGAAACAUGCACUGAAGGAGGAGAUGCAGAGUCUGAAAGGUGGUACAGAAGUCAUAGCCCAUUUGGACCAGUUAGAAGCUGAUUAUUAUGAUCUACAGCUUCAAUUAUAUGAAGUGCAGUUUGAGAUCUUGAAAUGUGAAGAGCUGCUGCUGACAGCACAACUUGAAAGCAUCAGAAGACUGAUGUCAGAGAAGAGAGAUGAAGUGGUAUAUUAUGACACUUACGAAAGUAUGGAAGCCAUGCUUGAAAAAGAGGAUAUGACAACAUCUGUACACUUGCAAAAAGAGGAGCUGCAAAAGUUACAACAAAAAAUCCGCCAGCUGGAAGCAAGGCGUGGACAUAUUUCAUCCAAGAAAGCCUACCUCAGAAAUAAGAAGGAGAUCUGUAUCGCAAAGCAUAAUGAAAAGAUCCAGCAACAUCACCAGAGUGAGGAGGAAUACAAAAUGCACCAUACUGUUCAGCUAAAGCGAGAUCAACUACAAGAUAAAGAGGAAAUAAAGAGCUCCUGGGUUAGUCAGGAACGACAGAAAACACUGGACAGACUUCGCACGUUUAAACAGCAGUACCCUGGGCAAGUAAUACUUAAAUCACCCAGACUACGACUGGCUCAUGCAAGAAGAAAAUGUGCAGCCAGCUCAGUGUCCUGCAUAGAUCAGCUUCAAUUUUUGCCAGCGACCAUACAAAUCCAAGAGAAAAGUGAAGAGGUGGAAUUGGAAAAUGCAGUUCAGCCUUUGCAAGUGCAGGAAUCCACAAGCUUAGAACAACUUCAAGAUAUCUUGUUACCUCCCAAUGGUGUUACUUCUGAACUGCCUCAUGUUAGUACUUCUCCACUCCCCAGUAAUGAGCUUCAACCAGAGACUGUUACUGUAGUACCGCUUCCACCUCCUUUGCCUCCACCACCUCCACUUCUACCUUUGCCCUCCAAGGAAGAUGACACCAAAUCCUUAGAGAAAAGCGACAGCUUUGUUAAACAUCAGAGUGAGGAGAAGGGAGUCCAGCACUCUUCCAGUGUCCCAACAGCACAUCUGUUUGACAGCAGUCAGCUAGUCAGUGCCAAGCAGCAGCUUAAGAAGACCGGUUAUCUAGAGGGUUUACACAGGAGGAGAGUGAGUUCCCCAAUGGAUGAAGUGCUGGCUUCCUUGAAGCGUGGCAGCUUUCACUUAAGAAAAGUUGAGCAGAGAAGUCCCCCUCAUUUUCCCGAUGAAGAUGAUAGCAAUAACAUCUUGGCACAGAUCAGGAAAGGUGUGAAACUGAAGAAAGUGCAGAAAGAUGUUUUGAGAGAAUCCUUUACAAUUCUGCCUGAUACUGACCCUCUGACAAGGAGCAUCCAUGAAGCAUUGCGACGAAUUAAGGAAGCAUCACCUGAAUCAGAGGACGAAGAGGAGAGUUUGCCUUGUACAGACUGGGAAAAUUAACCUGCCUUUAGAAGCUGUUCAGAGUGCAGGUUGAAAAUCACUGCCAUGCAGUCAGUAUCUGUAGUGCACCAGUUGUCUCCUUUUUAACAGUCUACAGUUAUGGCAUUUUCCCCUUUUAAGGAUGCACUCCUGUCAAAUGCUCAGGUCCCGGGAAAUCACUUGGACCUAAAGCAGGAUGCAGUGUCAGAGUUCUGAGUGUGUGCUCCUUGCAGUUUUUCACAUGCCUGGGAUCUGCUUUCUCUUACCAAUACCAUAUUUUAUUAUGAAAACAAUCUUGUUUUCAUGAGAUGAGACUGUUUAACAGAUGAUAGUACAGAUUUGAUUUGAAAAUGGUUGUACAAAAUAGCUAACAGCUCAGAAAGGAAAAACGGGCCCCUGGUAUGGAAGUGUGUGAAAAAAUCUGAGAGAACAGAGAGAUUGAAACAAAGCCCUCGUGAAAUUCAGCUGAAUAAAUACUUUUCACAUAGAUGAGUGUACUUGCUUGAACAUAUAGACUGGUUACCCAGUAGUUAUUAUACAAGAAUAAAAUCUAAGAAAAGUCUGUUGCAGAAAUUGCAGAAUAAUAUUCUUCAUUAUAAGGUUAUCAGUUUAAUACUAUGCUUUAUUAAAAAGAUUGAUCUGAUUUUUAACUAAGCUCUGCACAUCCAAAAAACCAGUUGCAUAGAGAUUUUAGGUUGAAAACAGUUAUACAAAAGUAUAUUGGCACAUAUGUUACAAACUAUGCUUAAUACAUAUACAUCAUUAUAGGCUAAAUGUAAUGCAAUUAUUUGCUUAGGAAUGAAGGCUAAAUCUGAUAUAAUGAUGUAUGUUUAUCAAGUGCCAAAAAGUGUCUUAAUGUAUGUGCAGCAGUAGUAUUAAAAUGCACAUUGAUUUUCUUAAUUGUUGAAGUUUCAAGACAAACUAAUAGUAAAUAAUUCCUGCAGGAGAUCUAGUUGUCUCUUGUAUUACCUGCUUUAUGAAUUAACUUGUACAUAAAGUUACGACUAACUUUUUUUUUUUUUUUAAGAGCAGUUCCUUCCUUAUGGACACUCUAACCCAUGUACAAAAAUGUUGAGGCAUUCUGUGUAUCUGAAAUACAGCUUGAACAAGCAGUAUAAAGAUGCAGUAGCUUCUGUAUGAAAAACCAGAAGAUUAUCGGUUAUCAAAAGUAUCCCAAGCCUAUCUGUGUAUAUGUACAUAAUGGUACGCAUAAAUCACUAUAGUGCAUUUAGAGUACUGUAAGUAAUGCGAAGCCUGGGUUCCUGGGAGUGACAGACAAUGUAACUGGGUGAAGAAGCGAGCUUUUGCUCUCCAUAGUCUUCUAAUCCAGUAUUUCGGGCCUCUUCAAGCUCUAAUCUGUGUUCAUUGCCAAUAAUACCAAAAGGCAAAAAAAGACUUGGUCAUACUCUGUGUGUCCUGGCUCCAGAGUUAGUGUCAUUACCCUGGGAGCAAAGAGAAUCAAAGCUUUUAAAGACACUGCUCAGUACUGCAUGUUGGAAUUGCCAAAUAUGUUGAUCAGAGAGUGUUUGUAUGGCCAUUUAGCUUUUCAGAUGUUCCUUCCCUCCCCCUCAAACAGGUGAUUCACAGCCACUGAAGUGAGAAAAGAAACCCUGGUUGAAGAUUACUUUUCCUCUUCAUUUCUGAAAAUUCAGAGCGAGCAGUUCUGACCAUCAAUUCCACAGGAGGCUUUCUUUGGCAAAGAAAUAGUCUUCCUUUGGCAAAUGAUUCAGUAUAUGGAAAAAAUGGCCUGAAAUGUUAAUUUUCAGGUCACUUCUUUCUUUAAUUUGUUCCAAAAAUUCUGGUUUGGGCAGAAAGCUAAGUUGUUUAGAUGUACGUUUUAUAUAAUUAAGAAUGCCUGAUUCUUAAGCACUUUUUAUAUUUGCAUUAGUAAUGUGUAGCCAGUUAAGUGAGGGGGGGCAUUUUGAGUUGGGAGAAUACUUGCUGUUAGAGUAACUUUGGGAUUUGGCUGACAUCAGACCAGCUAUAAAACCUCCCUUUCACUGAACUGAAUAUAUCAUCUGCUUGAAAAACCAAUUAAAUAGCUCCUUGCAGAGAAGCUUGCUAUGUAGCAGUGUGAUGUUCCAGAAUGAGCAGAAUUCCUAGUUGCACUACAGUAGCUGAAAUUCAGUAACGUGCAACAAAGAUUUUUUUUUCUUCUUAGUUUGAAGACAUGUAUGUCAAUAUGAAAAAUAACAAGUGACUACAGCAUAAUAAGAGUUGAAUUCAGUACAUGUUCAAGAAUGUGUUUUCAGCAUGGUACAUUUAGCAAGACAUACUGCAGCACUUUUUUAGAAGGUUAUUUAUAGUCUUACACCUUUUUAAAGUAGACAUUUUCAUGCUUUUUUAAAAUAAUAUUUAGCUAUGCUGAACUGAGUUCAUUAUAAUUUAUCGUUUGUUAUAAGAAGCAAUAUUUUGUAAUUUCAU
This is a messenger RNA of Aquila chrysaetos chrysaetos, 5496 nucleotides long. Its product is annotated as junction-mediating and -regulatory protein-like. Gene Ontology annotation, biological process: intrinsic apoptotic signaling pathway by p53 class mediator; 'de novo' actin filament nucleation; positive regulation of apoptotic process. Gene Ontology annotation, molecular function: actin binding; Arp2/3 complex binding; transcription coactivator activity. The record is from RefSeq and is a predicted model, not a curated record. NCBI's taxonomy places the organism in Eukaryota, Metazoa, Chordata, Aves, Accipitriformes, Accipitridae. Gene Ontology annotation, cellular component: cytoplasm; nucleus. The transcript is spliced from 11 exons. Bases 178 to 3093 code for a protein of 971 amino acids.